AUGAGCAUCAUAGAAGAACUGGAAAAAUUCGACAUUCAUAUUUUGGGUAGUCUCCUGAGUAAAUUGAAUACACUUGAAAUUACACAAGAUGAAAUUGGAGAGUCAUUUAAUGUUAAAUACUUUGCAAUUGGAUAUUAUCAUAAAAAUAGAAAGUCAAAUAGAAACACGGUAAUCAUUUCAGAUGUUGUUAAGCUUAACUUUCUGGAUUGGGAUAAAUCUAUCACUGAGUUUAUUGAAGAUAUCGUAAUUAGUCUUCCAGAAGGUUUUACAGUAUUGGGUUCAAUACAAAGCAAAUCUGAUUGUAUGGAAUGGCUAAAUAUAACCAAAGUAGAUUUCAAAAAACAUAAUAGUAAAUAUGGCAAAUUUUGGGACCCAAAUAAUUUCCCAAAUUUAUUAAUUGUACCAGAAUUUGAUAUGCUUUCAAUUAUAUCAUCUUUAAAGAUUUUUCUAAUAAAUCAUAAUGCUAACUACUUGUUACCAGAUUCUAGAAUACAAAUCAUUAAAGAUCUUUCAGAGCUUGGAGAAUUUUACUGUUGUGAAAUUCAUAUAUCUUUACCAUUAAUAUCUACAAACUUCCAUGAAAGUAACAAACUUGAUUCAAAUAUUUCAUCUAUAGAAGAAAUUAUUGAAUCAAAUCUUGUUGUACAAGCUCCUAAUUUUCUAAAUAAUAAUCAUCAGUUAUUAAAUAUUUAUAAUUACAACAAAAACUACAAAAUUAUCAAUAAGGAUUUGGAUUCUCUUCCAAUUCAAAUUCCAGUCUUCUUUUCUCAAAACAUUCAACCAGUUGAAAUAAAUUCUAAUGAAACUUCUACCUCACAUUUCUUUACAUCUUACACUAUUAUUAACAAUGAUGAGAAAUCCUUUCAGAAAAUUAACUUACAUCUCCAAGCUUGUAUUUUUAAACUAAAAAAAAAUGAUGAAUUUAUGCCUUUUCAAAAUAUUAUUAAGAAACGUUUUAUUGAUCAGUGUAAUUAUAUCAAAGAAAGAGUAAAUAAUCCUACCCGUCUUUUUUACUAUUCCCAAUCCAAUUCUUCAUCUUCAAUACUUUCAGAUAACUAUGAUUUUGAAUUUUACCUAUUCAAAAUCCCUCAGAUUUCCUUUCCAAUAACCCUUCUUAAUACUGGAAUUUUAUUCGAAAAAAACCCAGAAAAAAAAACUCUUAGAAAACUUUGGUCCAAUAUACUUAAUAUUAAUCCUCUAAUGCCUUUUAUUACCAAAAAUCUCGCACUAAUCCCAAAGCUAAAAAACGAAUCAGAAGAUUUGAAAUAUUAUAAUGAAAAACUGGUAUCUCCACAUUUACCUCUUAUUGAGAAAAUGAAAUCCAAAAAUUUGAAGAUUAAAAACAAAAAAACGGAAUCUGGUUUAAAUCAGAGUAAAAUAACUUCAGAAUUAGAUCCAGAAUUAGAUUUUGAUUUUGAAUUAAGCUUAGAUACAGAUUUUGAUUUUAAUUCAGGUAAAAGUUAUUCAAAAAUACAAAAAUUAAAAUUACCUAUAAUUUACCAAUGUUAUGGAGACUUUUACUACUAUCAUUAUAAUCAUGAUAAUUUCAAAGAUAAUGGUUGGGGAUGUACUUAUAGAUCUCUUCAAAUGGUAUUAAGUUGGUACCUUAUUAAUAAUUAUACCAAUAAACAUGUUUUAUCAAUACCAGAAAUACAAGACUUCCUAAAACAGAAUGAUCCAACACAUAGUAAUCUCGAAAUAGGGUCAAACAGUUGGAUUGGAACAGUUGAAGCUUCAUAUAUUUUAUUAAUGUAUCUUGGAAUAUCUUGCAAAUUAAAAUACUUUUACGAUAUUGAAGAAUUUCUUAAAUAUUAUGAUAAAAUUUCUGAACAUUUUCAAAAAAUUUCAACACCAAUUAUUCUAAGUAUUGGAGAUUAUUCCUACUUAUUAGUAGCAAUUCAAAUCUCAAAAGAUCCUUCAUCUCCUUUUGACACUAAUAACGUUCAAUACUUGCUAGUAGAUCCCCAUUAUACUGGAAAGGAUGAUUAUGAACUAAUAUAUAAAAAGAAUGGAGUUUCUUGGAAAAAUGCAAGCUUCUUCAAAUCUAUAUCUAAAGAUAAAUAUGUAAAUAUUUUGUUGCCUCUUAACACUUCUGAAAAAGAUUCUCAAAUUAUUUAUUAA
Cryptosporidium ubiquitum is the source of this 2121-nucleotide messenger RNA. Its product is annotated as cysteine protease. The coding region runs from base 1 to 2121 and encodes 706 amino acids. Lineage: Eukaryota; Apicomplexa; Conoidasida; Eucoccidiorida; Cryptosporidiidae. The record is from RefSeq and is a predicted model, not a curated record. The transcript has a single exon.